CUUUGGAGUGUUCGGUUCGGAAUUGAAAAUUUCGUUCGAAGUUGGGGGCUGCAAACUCGGUGUUGUGUUGGAAAUUAAUUGGAAGAAAACCGGAUUUGCCAGUGUUUUCAGGUUGAACUGAGGCUGUUCUGUGCACUUACGAGGACAGCAAAAAAUAUGGAAAACUCGGUUAAGAAGGUGGCAUUACUUUCGGUUCUGCAGGUGUUGUUGGCUGCUCAGGUGUUUGCAACCGAAAGGUUCGAUGUAAAACCUGCGUUUAUCAAAACAUGCAGAUUUUCCGAUCCAGAUUUCGUAGCCUGCUCCACUGAGUCGGUGCAAGGAUUGUUUGAUAAACUUGUUACAGGGAUCGAAGGUCUGGAGCACGUUGGCACGAUCGACCCGAUGAAGAUCAACAAGAUUCGCAUCCUGCAGGGCGAUGGGCCCGUCAGCGUGAACGCAUCUUUGGGCAAAGUGGUGGUGACCGGUUUCUCCAAUACAAAAAUUUCCACCCAUAGUGUCAGCAGCAAGGACUUCAGCUGGGAAACGCACAUCAGGUUGCCGAAAAUGCGCAUCGAGGGAAGCUACCACAUGCAGGGACGGAUCCUGGUGAUUCCGCUGAACGGCCACGGGAAGUGCUGGUUCGAACCGAGUGACAUGGAUAUCAUCAUGAAGACGACCACCUCGUUGUACGAGCGGGAUAACCACGUGUUCUACAACGUGACCACAUCGAAGGUGGACUACACAAUAUCCGGCCUGAAGCUGAACAUGGGCAACCUGUUCGAGGGCGUCAAAGUGCUCGAAGACAGCACCAACCAGUAUCUGAACGACAAUUGGCGACCGGUGUCCGAAGCCCUGAAGCCCAUUAUCGCCAAAACCAUUGAGGAUAUCCUGCUGGCCAUCAUGCAGAACAUCUUCCAUCAGAUACCGGCCGAGUACUUUGUGGCUGAUUUGCCACGAUCGGGCUAAGGAGGGCGCAAGGUAAGAUUAUCAACUUUGUGUAUCGAAAGUAAAACACCAUUUCUGUAAUCAUUUCUUGUAUAUAAAUUUCCAUCGUCGGUAAACCCCAAAACCAAUGAAGUUAUUCAUCCAAAAGCCAUGAAUUUUGUCAUCAACUGCAAUGAAUUUUCUUACGUGAAUCCAACGAAAAGACUGAAUAUCCGCCGAUUGAAUCGUUGUUGUUCCUCAUGGCGAGCUUCUCCGUACGGAAUCGGUUCACACAUUUGGGAAGUUACGUUCAUCAUCGUUUCACCCGUACGCGCGCGGUACUAUCGACGGCUCACUCUGGUCAGGCAGUGGCUGUUUGUUGUGCAGUGGCGAACGUGAGUGGUCUAGUGAGGGAAUACGCGCUCCAAUGCUGGUCGCCUGUUAAUUUCAGAUGAUUUCGAUUUCACUUUUGCGUUCAGCGGAGAACGGCUUUGGAGGCCAUUUUCAUGGCCGUUCACCCUCCUACUGCGUCUGCGAUGACCGAACGAUGUUGACGACGAUGAUGUUUUGAUAAAUUUGGGUGGUUACAAUGCACUUGUUUUAGAAGCAC
Armigeres subalbatus is the source of this 1513-nucleotide messenger RNA. RefSeq names its product protein takeout-like. The coding region runs from base 157 to 945 and encodes 262 amino acids. The transcript is spliced from 5 exons. The record is from RefSeq and is a predicted model, not a curated record. NCBI's taxonomy places the organism in Eukaryota, Metazoa, Arthropoda, Insecta, Diptera, Culicidae.